UGACGAUGAGACAAUUCGGCCCGUGGGAACUCAAUGUUCGACCCAGGGGACCUUUCGGUAAAAUAUUUACCUGACUGGCAUCACAAUCUCUGUUCCAAAUACACACCGACAACUCAUCAAAAAUCUUAAAGAAAAGAAGAUGCCAUUUGUAUCUACCCGACAGACACCUCGCCGCAGGCUUAAUACCCUGUGGGAGAAGGUGGUCCUGGAAAAAGACGUUGACCUGCAGGAGGAUGAGGUAACCGAAGCCACCCUUGAAAAAUAUCAAAUCGUACGUAUCAACUGCGAUUUUGAAAAAUUCGACAGUACUAAUGUGAGUCUGGAACCACCUGUUCUUUUCCGGCCACUUAGCCUCGAAAAGCUUCGAAGCCACCCAGUGGACCUACAAGAACACGAGGUGGACUUUCGAGACUAUAACCCUCCAACAGAUCCUGAAGAGCUACGUCGUGGAUAUUGGGAUCCUGUCGAUUGUGCAGGGGAAAUCUCCCGAUAUCUCAAGGCUCUGGUCUUUGGCUUUCCAGUGAUUGGUGAGCCCGAUUUACCCAGCCUCGCAGAAUUCCACGGAAUGAGUCCAGUCCAUUACCCGAACCCUCUUCUAUUGGAAGACGGAGGAACAGAUGGGCGGAGAUGGAGAAGUAAACUGAUAUUAGAAUAUGGGAAGGAGGAUGAUAAGCCUGUUUACCCUCAUGUUUUCCUUAUGACGCUGCAUUUUGGCAAUGGCAAGGAUGAUUCUAUGAAAUUCGGAGAGCUGUCAGCGAUCAUCACAAUGAUGCGAUGUCGUGCAAAUCAGCCCAAGGUCGACGAAGAUGACCAAGAACUGGAGCCACGACAGCUCGAAUUCGAAAAAGAGAAGAGAUUUCCUGUCCUGAUGGUUUCUGUCAUGGGCCCUCAGCAUGGCCGGAUGUUCUACGCUUGCAUGGAUGGCGGAACCUUGGUGAUUAGACAAUCUCGUCUCUUCAGUUUUGAAAGGAAGGACACUGCACCGUGGGAAGUAUUCCAGCGUGUGAUUGUGAGUUGUCCAUUGAUGGAAGCUUAGUUCUUCCUCCCAGGCCGCAUAAAGGCGGGUUCCUCAUAUUUCCCAGGCCGUAUGAAGGCGGGUUAUCAAUCUUUCCCAGGCCGUAUGAAGGCGGGUUAUCAAUCUUUCCCAGGCCGUAUAAAGGCGGGACAUAUGAUGCAGAGUUUCCAUGAAAUAGA
This is a messenger RNA of Paecilomyces variotii, 1194 nucleotides long. RefSeq lists its product as hypothetical. The record is from RefSeq and is a predicted model, not a curated record. The transcript is spliced from 2 exons. The coding region runs from base 140 to 1036 and encodes 298 amino acids. NCBI's taxonomy places the organism in Eukaryota, Fungi, Ascomycota, Eurotiomycetes, Eurotiales, Thermoascaceae.